Molecule: messenger RNA, 753 nt
Organism: Ambispora gerdemannii
Lineage: Eukaryota; Fungi; Glomeromycota; Glomeromycetes; Archaeosporales; Ambisporaceae
Source: the annotation of a GenBank genome assembly
GCAUUCGUUAAGGAAUUAAAUGCACAAGGUCAUUAUCCAUCUAUGAAAAUUAUUUCCUCGACAAUUUCUAAAAAAUGGAAAGAAGAACCUGAAUGGGUUAAAGCGCAAUAUUCGAUUAUUUCUUAUGACGCAAAUAAACUUCUAAAAGAGAUGAUAAAUGAUUCAUCGAAUAAUAAUUCGACACGCGAUGAUGAGUCAAAUACGCGUGCAAGCGACUUAUCUCUUGCGGUCAGACGACUAAAACCAGCAGAAGUUACAUUAGAUGAUUGUCCAAUUGAUAAUUUUGGAUUUUCUGUCUUUCCAGUAUCAGAAUCUGUAAAUUCAGGCAAAAGUUUGAAUCCAGAUACUACUGGUUCGGAUCAUCAUGAUAAUCUCGAUGAAUUUAAUAACGAUAGCGCUACAAAGAUUAAUUCCUUGAAUGGUGACAAUUUCAUCUCGGUCAAUUUUGAUGAUUAUCAAAAUCAUUCAUCGAUAGAUCACGAUCAAUAUUCGCAAAUUUUAGAAAUCAAUUCUCAUGAAAUUAACUAUAAUUUGGAUUCUCAAACCAAUGGGCCUUUGACAACCAACUUAAUUAUGGAUUCAAACAAUGAUCCAUUCUUGAAUUAUUCUCAAGCCAUAUCAAACUUCAUGGAUAUAGCCGAAAGCCAAAAUAGUCGAAUUUUUACCAAUUCAGACCAUUAUCAUUUUAACGAGCCAGAUAUAACAACAUUGAAUUCCAUCUUGGAUCCUCAUUGCUUCUUGCUAAGUAAAUAA